AUAAAAGGCGCCGCUCGACCUCUCAUUCCAUAUUCUGAUCAAAACACACAGAAUAUUUUCUAAAACAUGCACUGUUCAACACAACAGCCGCGCGGGCCUCGCUUUGCCCCAUACGUCCCAUCCAUGGCGACGCUGACGCAGCCGAAAUCAACUCUGAGUCCACAAGUACUGCGCGCUGCCUCUCCAAAUCCCUCAAAAGCCGUGUCGCACGUCCAAGCACGACCUCCGACAACGCCAGCAACAGCAAACGAUGUGGUCUUGAGCCGCCGCAGAUCAUCGACAACUACACUACCGCUACCUUCAAUUACCGAGAUCCCAGUACCCUCCGAUAUACUUAGCACAAUGCAUCCAGAUGUGAUGGAGACCAUUGGUCCCGUGUGGAACAGGGAUCUGGUUCGCGCUAUAGAACGAGAGUUCCUAGCCGUCAGAAUGGCAUGGAGGCCAAUGAGGAAUCUGGACAGAGCAGAAAUGGAGAGGCAGAGUAUUGCUGUAGCUGCUUGACAUGAGAAUGUCGGGAAUGUACAUUGUUUGCCUUGUAUCAUAUAUCAGCUUCACUCGUGUGAAUUAAAUUGUACGAAUCGCACAUCGAAGUGCCUAAGGGUAACUUUCUUCCCACGGAAAAUGCACUGAAUCUUCAUCCACACAGCCAACAGGCAUUAAGAUAUGGGGGC
Molecule: messenger RNA, 671 nt
Organism: Spizellomyces punctatus DAOM BR117
Lineage: Eukaryota; Fungi; Chytridiomycota; Chytridiomycetes; Spizellomycetales; Spizellomycetaceae
Exons: 1
Coding region: 67-501 (144 amino acids)
Source: RefSeq, a predicted model, not a curated record